AUGUCUUCACAAUCAGACUCCUCAGAUGCCUUCAAGAAGAUCAGGGAUUCUAAGUAUAAGUUGGUUAUUUCCUCAUCGUCUUCUGAUUCUUCUGAAGAUGAAAGCAUCCACCCAACUUCCCGACUACGAACCUCGGAACUGGUCAGAAUGGCCAGAAGGAGAAGAAACCGCGAGUUCAGAGAUGAAAAGGAUCUUCGCAAAGAAAUUCUUCACGAUUCCGUUGUCAAAAAGGUCUGCCGGUACGAGAAAGAGUGCUCCGAAACUCGAAAGAAGAGACAGGAUGUUAUUAAGGAGCAGAGAAGCCAGAUGACGAAGGGAUCCGAGAAGAGGAAACACCAGAUGACAACGGAGGAGACCGAUUCCACGAAGACUCCUGACGCUGCAGAAUUACACGGAUCGCCAGCCAAACAGCAGAAGACAUCUACCACCGACGCUUAUGAUGUUCGACAUGAAGUCCUUCUUCCAACGUCUUGA
Molecule: messenger RNA, 474 nt
Organism: Caenorhabditis briggsae
Lineage: Eukaryota; Metazoa; Nematoda; Chromadorea; Rhabditida; Rhabditidae
Exons: 1
Coding region: 1-474 (157 amino acids)
Source: RefSeq, a predicted model, not a curated record